Molecule: messenger RNA, 1520 nt
Organism: Hibiscus syriacus
Lineage: Eukaryota; Viridiplantae; Streptophyta; Magnoliopsida; Malvales; Malvaceae
Product: wall-associated receptor kinase-like 14
Exons: 3
Coding region: 45-1454 (469 amino acids)
Biological process (GO): phosphorylation
Molecular function (GO): protein kinase activity
Source: RefSeq, a predicted model, not a curated record
AAAAAAGAGGGAAAUUCGUUUGUUUUUCAAUUAAAAUCUGUUUGAUGGAAACAGUCUUAAACAUAAAUUCUUUCUUUUCGGAUUACAAGUUUGUUAUCUGCAAAAACAUGAUUGUCAAAGAGCCCAUCCUUUUGUUCAUAGCAAUCUGUCUGCUUUCAUCAAUCAUCACAGCUCGAUCAUCCAAGUACUGUGAUCGAUCAUGUGGUAACAAGUUUGUCCCUUUCCCAUUUGGAUUCUCUGCCGACUGUCAAAUCCCUCUAAAUUGCAGCUCAAGUAACCAGCAGUUGAUUGGCGGUUUUCCGAUCUUUACAAUAAACGCUGAUCGUAUGAAGAUAAGUAUUGAAGCCACUUGCGACCGUCCACUUGAAGCACUCCAUCGUCUCUAUGGCCCCGGCUAUGCCCCAUCAUCCCGGAACGCAAUUCUGUUGCAAAACUGCAGCUUGCCGAAGCCAUGCAUGAUUCCGACAACGACCGUUUACACUCAUUUUGAGGCCAUCGGUUGCUCUUCUAAUGACAGCAGUAUAAGUUGCUAUUCAGAGAACAAAACUACUGGUUUCCUUGAUUACGAUAAGGUGACUCGAACAAAUUGCAAGUCCUUUCUUUCGUCCAUAUCAGCUGAAUCUUUCGAUGAAUCUGGUGUCCUGGAGGUCCAGAUGGUUGAGCUAGGGUGGUGGCUUCAAGGACGGUGCCCGGACUAUUGUUCUGAAAAUGCCUUCUGUGAUGAAAUUGUUCCUCCAUUCAAUGGACAGCCGGGAUUCCGUUGCAGGUGCAAAAACGGGUUCAUCGGCGAUGGAUAUCGUGCAGGCCAUGGUUGCCGGAAAGGUCAGUUCUUUCUUUCAUCCCGAAUUACUUUGAAACUUUUAGAAAAAGAUAGUCAGAUGGAGAAAGCAACAGCCCUGGAAUCCAAUGGUAUUAGGUGGCUCCAGGCUUUUGAUUGUGCCAAGCCGGUGUUGGAGUUAACUACUAAUCAAGAUGCUUCUGUUGCUACUGACAGAAUCGGCAAGGGUCGUUUAGAUGAGCUCAUAGACCCAUUCCUAGAGCCAAAUAGUGAUUCUUGGACGUUAUCUUCAAUCCACAAGGUUGCAGAGCUGGCUUUUAGAUGCUUAUCAUUCCAGAGGGACAUGAGACCAACAAUGAUGGAAGUAGCACUGGAAUUGGAACAAAUCAGACUAAGUAGAUGUGCUCCUGCAGAAGAAAUCACUUGUGCAACUUCAUCAGAAGUGUCUCCUUGCUCCUCCUCAUCCAAUAUAAGUGAGCAACCACUUAGCAUGGCGGUAAAUAACAAGGAUAGACCGGAAAAUAAAGAGCUAUUCAUGCUUGAGAUGACCAACGUUGGUUGUAUGAACUUGAUCGAAAAAUUGAAGGAUAAUUCUCCAGUAUCAACCAAGGACUCAUGGUUGAGUGAACAAAGCUCACCUUCAUCGAGCAGUUUGCUGAACAGUGUAAACCAUUAACCAUAAGUCACUCUUUCUUUGGAUUUCAACUUCAGCUUAAGCCAGUUAAUACUUAUUUCCAUCAAU